Messenger RNA from Cuscuta epithymum, 1278 nucleotides. The record is from the annotation of a GenBank genome assembly. NCBI's taxonomy places the organism in Eukaryota, Viridiplantae, Streptophyta, Magnoliopsida, Solanales, Convolvulaceae.
CACUUAGAAAACAACACGCCCAUGAUCCGGAAUAACCUAACCCUGCUUUCGCUUGUAUUUAAACCAAGACCAUCCGAUUUUCCGUCUCUCCACGCCUCACAUCUCAGGCAGACGGUCGGCGCAGCCUACACCCCGCCGUUCGAAUCCUCAGGUAAGAAGAAAUGGUGAAGCAUAACAAUGUUGUGCCAAACGGUCACUUCAGGAAGCAUUGGCAAAACUAUGUCAAAACCUGGUUUAACCAACCUGCCAGAAAAACCAGGAGGCGCAAUGCUAGACAAAAGAAAGCUGUUAAGAUUUUCCCCAGACCCACUGCUGGUCCACUCCGUCCAAUUGUCCAUGGGCAAACAUUGAAGUACAACAUGAAAGUCAGAGCAGGAAGAGGGUUUUCACUUGAAGAGCUGAAAGCUGCUGGUAUUCCCAAGAAGUUGGCCCCAACUAUUGGUAUUGCAGUCGAUCAUAGGCGAAGGAACAAAUCUCUUGAAGGCCUUCAGACCAAUGCCCAGAGGCUCAAGACCUACAAAGCCAAGCUGGUGAUCUUUCCAAGGCGUUCUAACAAAUUUAAGGCAAGCUUCGAAUUUGUGUAUAAGGGACCUUUGUUUUUUGAGUUUUAUAUUUUUACAUACAAUUUGCUUUGAAAAUAUGGGCUCUAGCAAAAUAUUAAACAAACCCUCAUCUUUCAUUGCAGGCUGGUGAUUCAACGCCUGAGGAACUUGCAAAUGCAACACAAGUCCAGGGUCCGAUUUUGCCUAUUGUCAGGGAGAAGCCUACUGUUGAAUUUGUUAAGGUUACUGAAGAGAUGAAAUCAUUCAGAGCUUAUGACAAAUUACGUCGUGAGCGCGUGAACAAACGACACCAUGGUGCUCGUCUGAAGAGGGCAGCAGAGGCAGAAAAAGAAGAAAAGAAGUAAUCUGUUCAGCUGCUUAGUUAUUUAUCGUUGUCUGUUUGGGAUUUCACCCAAAUCAACAGUUUUUGAUAUUUUCAUUGGAAUUGAGGUUUUCUAUUAUCCAAACUAAUCACAAUAUGUUAUUCUCAGAUGUUUUUGGUUUCUUUAGAAGUCCACUGAGUUGUGUUUUAUUUUCUGUGCAUCAAUGUUGCAUUAAGCUUUCAAGUUUCAACAAUCUCUUCAUAUAUUCUGGUAGAAGCUGGGCUAGUCAUGAACUCAUGAAUCACUUAAAAUGCCAAUUAAUCCCUCAACAUUUUUGAAGUUAUUUCAUUUACAUUAUUGUGUUAUUCAUUUACAGUAGAUUUUUUUGUCACUAUUGAUAAGCGUAUAUUUGC